GCUGUUGGAUGGACUGGAACAGAGUUUAUACACUCUAACCAAGGACAACUUAUGUUACCUGUGCGUUCGUUGUGGAAUAGGCUCUGAGGAUCGGUUCAAAGGUAAAGAAAACAGUGAACGCACGCUGCGGCGUCAAAUCAUGGAGGAAAUCUGGGAAAAUGAGGAUUCAAAGUCUUGGUUACUCCGACUGAAAGAGGACAUCAGAGGUAUACAGGAGGAUGGUAGACAUGUAACCGUGAGCUCCAGUGCAUCAAGCAGCGUGUCCUCGAGUCCCAGCCAGUCUGAUGGUGAUGGGGACGCUGCAGACUGCCGUGAAGCUGGGAAGCCUCGACAGUCGGAAGUGACUCAGCGAACACACACUGGAGAGAAGCCUUACUGUUGUAGUCAGUGUGGGAAGACAUUCACACAGUCAGGAAGCCUGGCAACUCAUCUGAGAACACACACCGGAGAGAAACCGCAUAGCUGUGAUGUAUGUGGGAAGACUUUUAACGUAGCCUUCAAUCUGAACCGACACCAGCGAACACACACUGGAGAGAAACCCUACAGCUGUGAGAAGUGUGGGAAGAGCUUUUCUCAGUCAGGCCUACUGGCCAGCCACCGUCGUUCGCACACAGGAGAGAAACCGUAUGUCUGUGAUCAGUGUGGGCAGAGCUUUGUCAAUCCGGGAUCCCUGGCAAAGCACAAGCGAAAACAACAUGCUGGAGAGAAGCCUUACAGCUGCGCGGAUUGUGGGAAGAGUUUCUUUGAAUCACAUACCCUGGCUAACCAUCGGAGGACACACACAGGAGAGAAGCCUUACAGCUGUGAUCUAUGUGGGAAAAGUUUUGCUCUGUCAGGAACCCUGAUUAAACAUAAGCUGACUCAUACAGGAGAGAAACCGUACUGCUGUGACCGGUGUGGGAAGAGCUUCCGUGAAUCAGGCAGGUUGAAAGUUCACCAGAGAAUGCACACUGGAGAGAAACCUUACGGCUGUGAUCAAUGUGGGAAGAAAUUUGGUCAUUCGCAACACCUGAAAGAACACCUGCGAACGCACACAGGAGAGAAACCUUACGGCUGUGAUCAGUGUGAGAGGAAAUUCACUCAACCACAACACCUGAAAUCCCACAUGAGAACACACACUGGAGAGAAGCCGUUUGUCUGUGAUCAGUGUGAGAAGAGAUUCGCUCAUUCGCAACAACUCAAAGCACACCUGCGAAUGCACACUGGAGAGAAACCUCAUAUCUGCGAUCAGUGUGAGAAGAAAUUCGCUCAUUCGCAACACCUGAAAGAUCACAUGCGAACACACACAGGAGAGAAGCCGUACAUCUGUGGAGAAUGUGGAAAGAGCUUUGCUAGAACAGGAACAUUGAAAGUGCACCAGAAAUCACACGCAACAGGUGAAGUGUGUAAAGAUCUGCCUCCCCAGGAUCAGUUCCAGAACCCUCAAAUACAUCUGAACAGCACAAAGUUCCAGAUCCAUCUGCCUCCCCAGGAUCAGUUCCAGAAUCCUCAAAUAAAUCUGAACAGCACAAAGUUCCAGAUCCAUCGGCCUCCCCAGGAUCAGUUCCAGAACCUUCCAUAAACUCAGAAAAGUCCAAAGUUCCGCUGCUGGACUCCUCUAGCACUAGGCAUUAUGACACCUAUCUAUUCUAUAUAUAUAUAUAUAUAUAUAUAUAUAUAUAUAUAUAUAUAUAUGCGGUAAAGAGGUCAAUGGAACUCGACCAAAACAAUAGAAAUGCCAUGGACACAGGUGGGAGAAAGAUGCCAUGGGGGGAAAGAUCCCGAAUCUCCUCAUGGUCCCCUCACUAUAUGUUGAGGUAAGAAUCAGAGUAUAAUGCUUGUAUGGAUGUCAACCCCCUAACACAUGUUUAUAUCAUCAUCACCAAAUCAACUGCAUUAUGGUAACAAAAGGACUUUGACAAACACAGAUCGUUGAUGCUACAAGCUCAUAAGAGCAGGAUGUUAGCGUUUAGCAGUUCUUCUCAACAGGGAAAGGGACAACUUCAAAAAUGUGUCAUGCAGAGGAAACAGACAAAU
Messenger RNA from Oncorhynchus gorbuscha (pink salmon), 2016 nucleotides. Its product is annotated as zinc finger protein 883-like. The transcript has a single exon. Gene Ontology annotation, molecular function: RNA polymerase II transcription regulatory region sequence-specific DNA binding; DNA-binding transcription factor activity, RNA polymerase II-specific. Bases 140 to 1561 code for a protein of 473 amino acids. The record is from RefSeq and is a predicted model, not a curated record. NCBI's taxonomy places the organism in Eukaryota, Metazoa, Chordata, Actinopteri, Salmoniformes, Salmonidae. Gene Ontology annotation, cellular component: nucleus. Gene Ontology annotation, biological process: regulation of transcription by RNA polymerase II.